This is a messenger RNA of Meyerozyma guilliermondii ATCC 6260, 1359 nucleotides long. RefSeq names its product transglycosylase (gene CRH11). NCBI's taxonomy places the organism in Eukaryota, Fungi, Ascomycota, Pichiomycetes, Serinales, Debaryomycetaceae. The transcript has a single exon. Gene Ontology annotation, biological process: fungal-type cell wall organization; carbohydrate metabolic process. Gene Ontology annotation, cellular component: fungal-type cell wall. The record is from RefSeq and is a predicted model, not a curated record. The coding region runs from base 1 to 1359 and encodes 452 amino acids. Gene Ontology annotation, molecular function: hydrolase activity, hydrolyzing O-glycosyl compounds; glycosyltransferase activity.
AUGCGCGGGCAAGGUGCAUCAUGCAGCACGACCGCAGCAGCUAUAAAAAGAGUUGCAGCCGCUGAUUUCUACAUCUUGUUGAUGAAACUUGUCAGUAUUUUGGCAUUUGCCACCUCGACGUUGGCGGCUUCGUCGUGUAACCCGCUCAAGGCCACAGGAUGUCCUGGUAAUGUGGCGUUGGCAACAUCCAUAAAGGAAGAUUUCGCCGAAAGUUCCAAGUACUUUCCAAUCAUAAAAUCCGAGGCUCAGGCUUCUUAUGGAAGUGAUGGGCUCACUCUUAGCAUUAAGAAGCGGUUCGAUAACCCCUCGUUCAAAUCCAGCUUUUACAUCAUGUUUGGAAAGGUGGAAGUGGUGAUGCAAGCGGCCGAGGGCCAGGGUAUAGUGUCUUCUUUCUACCUUCAAAGUGACGAUUUAGACGAGAUUGAUAUUGAAAUGCUCGGAGGAGACGACACCCAGUUCCAGUCCAACUUCUUCUCCAAAGGAAAUGUGCAAACUUACGAUCGUGGCGAGUUUCAUACUGUGACUCCAAAUCCUUUGGAAAAUUUUCACACCUAUACAAUUGACUGGUCAAAGGGCUCAUUAACCUGGAGUUUGGACGGUCAAGUUGUAAGGACCUUGCUUCCCAAUAAUCCCCAGGGAUACCCACAAACCCCAAUGUACAUCAUGGGAGGAAUUUGGGCUGGAGGAGACUCUUCUAAUGAACCGGGAACCAUCGAAUGGGCCGGAGGACCCACCACUUAUGGUCCUACAUACUCCAUGCAUAUCAAGUCGUUGAUUGUCACCGACUACUCUACGGGUGACAAAUAUGUGUACUCAAACCAAUCUGGAUCCUGGCAGUCGAUCGAGGCAGAAAAUGGAAAAGUAAAUGGAAGACAAAACCAGGCUGAUGCUGACUUUAAAGCGUUGCAGCUGGGAAAGUCUGUGGAAAAGGAGGAAACAAGUUCUAGCUCGAGAUCGAGUUCAACAAGCUCUACUUCUUCAAGUUCUAGUUCUAGUUCUAGUUCGACUUCGAGUUCAAGUUCUAGUUCAUCAAGUUUGAGUUCUUCAAGUUCGAGUUCGGAGUCCAGUUCGACCUUUUCAAGUGAAAAAUCGUCUUCGUCGAAAUUGUCUUCGACAAUUUCUUCUUCUUCUUCCACUAAAAUCUACCCCAAAUAUGUCGUGACUUCCAAGUCCAUUCCAACCGUCUCCGCCAAUGAGUCAACCCAUAAUUCCACUUCAGCUGCUCACACCUCAACUCCCCAAACAUCUUUGGCAGCACAGACAUCGUCAUCGAUUUCAAAUCUGAGUUCGUCAACCUCUAAUAAUGCCGCCAUAAUAGGCAUCUCUCCUUUGGUUUUCCUACCGCUCCUUCUUAUAUAG